Rhizophagus irregularis DAOM 181602=DAOM 197198 is the source of this 676-nucleotide messenger RNA. The record is from RefSeq and is a predicted model, not a curated record. Lineage: Eukaryota; Fungi; Glomeromycota; Glomeromycetes; Glomerales; Glomeraceae.
UUUGAAACUCAGUCUGGUACACCAGAAGAAAGACAACCGGAGGCUGUUGUGUCAUCUCUAAUCAAAGUCUUUGAUCGUUCACAUGCUCCUGCUGUAAACUGGGAAAAUCCUUUAGCCCUUCCUCAAUCUAAGUAUACUCCUGAUAGACAAGUUAAAACUUCUCAAAAAAGAACUCGUAAAAAUACUGAAGAGAAACUAGCUAUCCUUAAUUCUCAAAUUAGUACUCUCUCUACUGAGCUUAAAUCAACUAUAAUAUCUACUAACAGGGAGUUAAUAGAAGCAAUUAAAUCUUCAUCGCAAGUCUCUUCUUCGCAAACAGUGUCACCUCUUUCAUCAAGUAUUAACUGGACUCCAAUAGUUCAGGGUUUAGUACAAGGCGUAGCCUCAUCCCUCGGUGCUACAAUAAACUUUCCAUCGCAAGUUCCAUCACAACCCAUACCGCAAACACCCGUCUCACAAACUUCUGGUGAAGUCCAGAAUGUAUCUUCGCAAGUAUCACAAAUUAAAGAGCUUAUCAAAACGGAGAUUUCUCCUUUAGUAAAUAAGGUUAAUAACUUGGAGUCUAUGCUAACACGGUUAGCUGAAACAACUAAUAGUCAAAUUUCUCAAGUCUCUUCUACGGUUGAAACCCUAGCUAGAAUAGUGGAGGCCCAAAUUACUCAAAAAAAACCCCAAG